CAAAGAAGAAGCGCCUCUCGUCUCCCUUCUCCCUCCUUUUCCUCGCAUUCUCGCCGACUUUCUCCGAGCGGUUCUCAAAAAUCCCCCCACCAGCUACAGCAAACGGACAGAUGGACAUCCAGGAUUCUCGCAACUGUGGAGAAGGUUCCUCCGAAACAAGAGAAGAGAGUUUCGAUGUGUUUUUGAGCUUCAGUGGACGGGAUACUCCCAGUGGCUUUGUGGAUCAUCUCCACCGUAGCCUCCUCCACGCGGAGAUCAGCGUGUUGAGGGAUGAUGGGGAACUCACCACCGUGGGAGAGGAGAAAGGGCCGUCGCAUACCCAAGCGAUCAGGCAUUCCAAGAUCGCCAUUCCGAUCCUGUCAGAGAACUAUCUGUCGAGCAUGCCGUGCCACGCAAAGCUGGCUCAGAUCGUGGAGUGCCACAAGUGCCACAAGACGACUGGCCAGAUCAUCAUGCCGGUCUUCUACAGCGUCUCGCCAACGGUCGUGAAAGAAGGAUCCCCGAUUACAGAAAGGCUGUCGCCAGGCAUAAAGACCUAAAGACCCUCCAGGAAUGGAAGGAAGCUCUCAUCCAUGUGGGGUUCAUCUCAGGGUUGGCGGGUAAUCGGUGAGUGUAAUUGAGUAAGUUCGAUUGAGUAACGUAGCAUUUAAAUCCCAAGGUAGCGCUUACUUCAAUUUAAGUUAAUCUAAUUAGACUAAUGCUGCUAGGUGUAUCAAUACCUGAUGUAACUCCCUCUGAUCUGGUACUGAAUGUGAUCCGUUUGUUUCUAUUCUUACUCCCAGCUUGCCACAUUACUUAGUGCUUCGGUUUUGUCGAUAAAUUUCAGCGUUCUAGUGUUACACGUAAUCUCAUAACUCAGUUUUUCCAUGUUGGAUCACUGCAUUAAAUGGGAUGCAGCGGUUAUAGUUUUGAUUUUAUGUCAAUAUGGUCCAGGAGAAUGUUCUUCCUCUUGUAAUCUGCAUCCACAAGAAAUCUAACUCUUGCAAGAAAAUGCCAGUGUAGAGUGAUACCGAUUUGCUUAUUCUGUGGAUGCAACUGACAACCUUUGCAUCCCAUCAUAUUGUGCUUUGUCUGUGUUGAUUUAGCAAAAACACGUGCAGCUAAUUGCGUGGCCUGUUUGUCUAAAGCUGAUCGAUGUAUGAUAGUUUUGUAAAGGAAAGAGUGGUCUUUUUCUUGCUAAUUACUUUAGAGUUUCGACAUUGUUGGACUUACAUUAAUCUCUGUGCAUGUGACUUGUGCCCAUGGGCACGCGUGAUACAGCUCUAGCACAGAUGCUUCACUCAUUGAUGAACUUGUCGCAAAUGUGUUGAGGGCGUUGAACAGAUACCUUGUUGACAUCAAGCAUGAUGUGGAAAGAGUUAUGGAAUUACUAGAUGAGGAAUCUAGCGAUGUUCGUGUAGUAGGAAUACAUGGCAUAAGGGGCACCGGGAAGACCACAAUUGCAAAGCUCAUCUGCACAAGAAUGUUUCAUCUCUUUGAUGGCUGGAGCUUUCUAGAAAGCGUUAGAGAAUAUGAAGAAAAACAAGUAGAUUUAAAAAUUUUAUGAGGUCAUGUUCCUCUUUUGAUAGGGGAAAAAUACUUAUGGUGUAUAUGUUUCACAAAAAAUAAAAAAUUUGAAAAAUAUUUUCUAAAAAUGAUCAUUUAAAUUUUUGAAAUAAUUAGUCAAUGAAAUUUUUUCAUUGUUGAUAACAAUUUAUAUAUAUUUUUCAUAAAUAAUAAAAAUAUUUAUUGUUCAUUCGUUUUUGUGAGAAAUGAAAGCAAGCAUUUUCAAGGAAUUUUUUUCAAAACAAUUUUUUUUUGGUGAAAUAAAUUGAUCCUAAAUAAAAUGAUUUCUUUAGUUUGAAAUAUCUUGGUAACCCAAAUCUUAUAUUCCAUGUGUAGGGAACGGAAACACUUAAGGGAGUUGUUCUCAAAUUUGGUUGUCAGUCACAUCACAGCUUUGGACCAGCACAUUUUGCGGGGACGUCGAGCAUAAGAUUCCUUUGAUUGGAUCAGGCGGACCUCAUUGGAAAUUUUAAGGGGUGUCUGUCAAGUUUAAGAUGGCUCCAUUGGCAAGGUUGUCCUUGGACUCUUCAUGCUAAUAAUUUGGAUUCGGAGGAGUUGGUUAUUCUAGAUCUUUCCCGGAGCAUGGUCCAUGAAAAAUGGAACAGUUGGAUUCAAAUCCAGGUAGAGAAGUAUAUUAUUUUUAAUUUCAUUUGUCAAAUUGUUGUGAAAAAGUUAACUCUUUUCUUAUUUUACUUUAUGACAGAAAGCCAAGAAAUUGAAAGUUUUGAACCUCAUCGGUUGUGUUCACUUGAUCAAAAAUCCAGACUUAUCUCAUUUCAAAUGUUUAUAGAGAUUGAUUCUUGAAAGAUGCACGUGGUUGGAUGAAAUUGGUCCAUCGGUAAAAAGUUUGCGGUGCUUGGUUUCACUGAACUUAAGGUUUUGCACUGAACUCAAAAAGUUGCCCCAUGAGCUAGGUUCCCUCACAUCCUAGGUUCCCUCACAUCCUUGGAAGAUAUUCUUAUAGAUGAAACUGCUGUUCAAGAGAUUCCUAUCUUCAUCCGUGAUUUGCAAAAG
Molecule: messenger RNA, 2559 nt
Organism: Eucalyptus grandis
Lineage: Eukaryota; Viridiplantae; Streptophyta; Magnoliopsida; Myrtales; Myrtaceae
Product: disease resistance protein RUN1-like
Exons: 2
Coding region: 111-539 (142 amino acids)
Biological process (GO): signal transduction
Source: RefSeq, a predicted model, not a curated record